CGCGGCCCUGGGCAACGCCCGCCUCCUCCUCCUCGGCUAGGCCUGGCCAAACCCUCCCCAGGGUGGGGCUGCCAGUUGCACACACCCAGCCAGCAGCAGCAGCAGCGACCCUAGAGUGCAUCGUACAGGCUAAGGAGGUGGAGGCUGCUCGCUCGCCUGACUCGUUCCGGUUGCUCGUGUCGUGCUCCGCUUGCCACCGAUCGCCGGGCUCGCUGCAGCCCGUCUGCUCGUGUCCGCCGCGUCCUUCGACCAGCCCGGUUCGGGAUGAUCCUCCCCGCGGAAGGAACGAGCGCCGUGCACGGGGCCUGGGCGGCUGCAGGCUUGGCCCACAGCAAGGCACUGCUCAAGAUGAGCUCCUCAUCGCUGCUGGAGGAGAGCUCCAUUGAGCCACCGGUGCUGCUGAGCGACAUCAAGACAGAACCUCCAGAGGAGCUGCUAGCCAGUGACUGCAGCCAGCCCCAGGCGGAGCCGGUCGACCUGUCCCUCAACAAACCCAAGGCCUCCCUGCAGCCCUCCUUGUCUCUGCCUUCCUCCGUCCGAUCUUCGCCCAUGUUGGCAACACCCCCCGUCCAGGCCCCCGUCGUCUCUAUGUCGCCAACGGGGCUGGGCUCAUCCUCAGCUAUCCCUGCGGUGCUUUCCCCGGGCUCCAUCCUGGCUUCCACCCAAGGCAGUGGUGGGCAACAGAUCCUGCACGUCAUUCACACCAUCCCUUCCGUCAAUCUCCCCAGCAAGAUGGGCAACCUUCAGACCAUCCCAGUGGUGGUGCAGUCCCUGCCAGUGGUGUACACAACGAUGCCCAGCGAUGGAGUCACCGCUGCCAUCACCGUGCCACUUAUUGGUGGUGACGGCAAGAACGCUGGCUCUGUGAAAGUUGACCCGAGCUCCAUGUGCCCGGUGGAGAUGAACAGUGACAGCGAAGACAGUGCCGUGGAGAGUGGCCCAGCGUUCUUCUCAGACCUGCAAAGAGAGCCCUCAGCGGGACGAAUGCAGCUGGCAGAGUCUCCUGACCUGAAGAAGAGGCGGAUCCACCAGUGUGACUUCGACGGCUGCAACAAAGUUUACACAAAGAGUUCACACUUAAAAGCACACAGGAGGAUACAUACAGGAGAGAAGCCGUACAAAUGUACCUGGGAGGGUUGCACCUGGAAGUUUGCUCGCUCCGAUGAGCUGACUCGGCACUUCCGAAAGCACACAGGCAUCAAGCCUUUCCGUUGCUCGGACUGCGACCGCAGCUUUUCUCGCUCUGACCACUUGGCUUUGCAUCGCCGGAGGCACAUCAUGAUGUGAGGGGGCUCCCCAUGCUCCCAUCAGCCAUGGAAGGAGAAGAACCGCAGCUGGCUGAAUUCCUGCCUGAUAGCUGUGGCUGCUGUGGACAGAGUGUGUUUGUGAAGAGAGCCCUCCCUUUUCCUCCUCCCAGUCCUUGCCAUCCACAGAACUCCAUGGAAGGAGCUGUAGCCUGGACUACAGUUCCCAGGACCAGAAAGUGCCGGUGGAGUCUCCAGGUGUGUGGAUGGCGAGGCCUGAUGGAUGCUGCAUUAGUUGGAAUGGAUGUUUUGGUAUGUGGGGCAGCUGCUGCAGUGGGAUCUGAAUCAAGGCUACGUCUCUGGCUGUUCCAUUCUCUAUGGCAACUGUUGAGGAUUUCCCUGAGCUUCUGACACCCAUCUCUCCAGGAAGCAGUUUGGAAUUUCAUUUGUUGCAGUCUUGAGUUUUCAGUCUGGGGUUUCUGAUAGUGUGUAUAUAUACGCACAUGCUUACGCACACAAUCCCAACCCUGAAUCCUAGAAAAUGGCAGGGGAAACUUGAAAUUAAUUGAUUGGGGGGGGGUUAGAAAAAAGUUUUAAGGAGCACUGAAACAAAAGUCUAUAUUUGAAACCUGCCUUGGAAUCCAGCUUUCAGUCUUCAGACGCCCAAGAGUUGUUCAGCACAAUUUAGUUAAGUUUUGGGGAGAUUUCCAUUUUUGACCCCUUGAAGUUUGCAAUGAAAUGUUCCAUUUCCCCUGAAAUCAGUGACCUCAACUGUGCCGUGGAAAGACUGGCUUCAGCAACUGUUGCGGAAUAUUCCAAGAUCAAUGAAAUUUUAGAAUUCAAUGAAUUAGAACUUUAGCAUUUGGGGUGGGAUUUUUGGGGAGGGGUGAUCUGAUCAGUAUGUGGCAGGGCCAGUCCCCUCCACGCCUGCUGCAUUAUUUCUUCCCUUUGGUCAUGGGGGUCAGUCAUGGGCAAAGAGAGCUCUAGUUCUCCAAGGCCAGUGAUGGGGGAGGGGCCAAAAACCACAAAAAGGGAAAACUUUUGCGGAACGUAGAACUGUGAUGACUCAACAGGUUUGGGAGGGGGGGAAUGUGGGGAUUUUGAAUUCUGCCGUUGUUGAUGUGGCAAGGAGACAAAACCCCAGGAGCUUUUCCCAGCAUGGUCCUCUGCCCACGGACAGACUUGUGUCGUACUCCUUCUGCAGAAGACUGGACUUGACAGCAGCAGCUUUGAACUGCGGAACUUUAACUUUGGGGUUUGAAGGGCUGAGGGCACCUUUUGAUGGACGGACACAUGUUGGGGUUUUUAGAAUUCGCUUUCUCUUUCCCUGCUCUUGAGGGGAGUCAAAUAUGAACAUGGUUUUCCAGAA
Messenger RNA from Heteronotia binoei (common prickly gecko), 2613 nucleotides. RefSeq names its product KLF transcription factor 8 (gene KLF8). The transcript has 5 exons. The record is from RefSeq and is a predicted model, not a curated record. Gene Ontology annotation, biological process: regulation of transcription by RNA polymerase II. NCBI's taxonomy places the organism in Eukaryota, Metazoa, Chordata, Lepidosauria, Squamata, Gekkonidae. Gene Ontology annotation, molecular function: DNA-binding transcription factor activity, RNA polymerase II-specific; RNA polymerase II cis-regulatory region sequence-specific DNA binding. The coding region runs from base 265 to 1287 and encodes 340 amino acids.